GCGGCCCCGCUCCGCCCCGGCGCUGCCCGGGCGCUGCCCCACGCGUGAGCGCGGCCCCGAGGAGGAGCAGCAGCAGCGGCGGCGGCAGCAGGAGGAGGAGGAGGAGGAGGAAGGAGGUCGCUCCCGCCGCCGCUCCGGCAUGAGCGCGGCUUUCCAGCCCUCGCUGAUGAUGAUGCAGCGCCCGCUGGGAAGCAGCACGGCCUUCAGCAUCGACUCGCUCAUCGGCAGCCCCCCGCCGCCCGCCCCCGGCCACUUCGUCUACACCGGCUACCCCAUGUUCAUGCCCUACCGGCCCGUGGUGCUGCCGCCGCCCCCCCCGCCGCCCCCGGCGCUACCGCAGGGCGCACUCCAGCCGGCGCUGCCCCCCGCGCAUCCCCACCACCACCAGCUCCCCAGCCUGCCCACGGGUUUCUGCUCCAGCCUGGCCCAGGGCAUGGCCCUCACCUCCACCCUCAUGGCCACGCUGCCCGGCACCUUCCCCGCCUCCCCCCAGCACCAAGAGGCCGCCAGGAAGUUCGCACCCCCGGGGAACUUCGAUAAAGCCGAGGGGAUCCCCCCGGACGGCGGCGGCGACGAUGGCAAAGCCUUCCUGGGGAAGGACGGAGCCCUCCUGCCAUUCCCCGCCGCCGACGCCGUCCAGGCCUCCCUCGCCGGGGCUCUCCGGGGCCAGGGGAAGGAGGACCCCAAAGCAGAAGAGGAUGCGAAAGGCAAGGAGGAAAGUUUCUCCAUGGACAGCGAUCUAGACUAUAGCUCGGACGACAACAUCCCCGGCCAGGCGGCUCACAAGGAAGAGGACUCUGGCAACGCGCUGGAGGAAAACCCCCAAAACCCCCCCAAUUCCACCAACACCACAUCCACGGGCAAAAACCGGCGGAGGCGGACAGCCUUCACCAGCGAGCAGCUGCUGGAGCUGGAGAAGGAGUUUCACUGCAAAAAGUACUUGUCCCUGACGGAGAGGUCCCAGAUCGCUCACGCCCUCAAACUCAGCGAGGUGCAGGUGAAAAUCUGGUUCCAGAACAGACGGGCUAAAUGGAAACGGGUCAAGGCGGGCAACGCCAACUCCAAGACAGGGGAGCCCUCCCGAAACCCUAAGAUCGUGGUCCCCAUCCCGGUGCACGUCAGUAGGUUUGCGAUCAGGAGUCAGCACCAGCAGCUGGAGCAAGCCCGACCCUGAUCUCUCCCUGCGCUGCUUCAGAGUCACAAGUUUUUGAGGGAAAACUUUCCAAAAAUCGGGGUUUCAAAACAACCCACCCGAAAAAAAAGAAAAAAAAAGAAAGAAAGAAAAAUAAGACAAAAAGCAGCAGCAGAAA
Pezoporus flaviventris is the source of this 1310-nucleotide messenger RNA. RefSeq names its product gastrulation brain homeobox 2 (gene GBX2). Gene Ontology annotation, biological process: regulation of nervous system development; regulation of transcription by RNA polymerase II. Bases 140 to 1174 code for a protein of 344 amino acids. The transcript has 2 exons. The record is from RefSeq and is a predicted model, not a curated record. NCBI's taxonomy places the organism in Eukaryota, Metazoa, Chordata, Aves, Psittaciformes, Psittacidae. Gene Ontology annotation, cellular component: nucleus. Gene Ontology annotation, molecular function: DNA-binding transcription factor activity, RNA polymerase II-specific; RNA polymerase II transcription regulatory region sequence-specific DNA binding.